UUGAUCCCCGGAAUCUACCGACACAUCCGUACACGCUACUCAUUCUCAGAACACUGUCUAUAUCCCUAAACUCUGCAGGAGUGCCGAGAGCGAGAGGAAAAGGAAAAAGCAGAGCGAUCACAGUGGGAGUCGAUCCGAAGCCAAAAGCGCCAAUCCACUGCGUUAUGCUUAAUAUUAUAUAUUUAACAAAUAGAUACAAAAGACCUCCAACAACGUAUUUCUUUCCCUUUUUAUUUUAAAAAAAUAUAAAAGCUUCCAUCCUUCUCCGAAAUCAGUUCCUGGAGGAUGGAAGAGCCGAGGAAAUGUUUAUAAUAGGUGUUAAAAAAAAUAAAAAUUUGCAGAAUUUUUCGAGAUAUAUUGCUGUUCAACGUCUCGCUUGUACCAAUCUGGACGAUUCCCUCACAAAAACGAGAAUUCCAGAUUUGGGUUUGUUCUCUCAAGAUUCACUGAUUUAGCAGAUCCGAGUUCGUCAAUUUUCUAUUUUGGGUGCACCGAAAAUUGAACCUCAAACUCGAUUUUAGCAUUGAUUUUCAUUCUUCAAAAACCUUUGUUCGUCUUUAAAGAUCAUAGGCCAUAGCUAGUGAACAAGGCUCUGGGUCUUCAGUAACUUCGAAAAUUUUCAGCUGGGAAACCUAUGAUUUUGCUUUAAUCCUUUUAAUUUCCUAAGAAUUGGGUGGGAACUAGUUUUUUUAUUUAGGAUUUGAAGCUUGGUUGUUAAGGCAAAUUCAGUAUAAUAUUGAGGAAUUGCUGUGGGAGGUUUUGCUGAUCUGGGGAUAUUUGUAAUUUUAAGAGGGGUAUUUCAAUUAUAAUCAUGUUCUAUGGGGCGGUAGUAUGGGAUCCUUGGCUUAUUGUAGCCCAAAUUGUUUGCCUUCAAUGUCUAUAUUACCUUACUCUUGGAGCCUUCUUGUCAUUCCUCGUCGGCACCCGUGUUUCUCGUCUGAGUUUGGUCUAUUUCUUCGACUUUGCUACCAUCACUACGUCCACUGUUACUGGCUGGUGUGUCAUCGCUUCGUUUCUGCUCAGCUCUAUUGCAGGAGCUGGUUACAUGCUUUAUUUGAUUGAAAGGGCAAAAAAGUGCUUGGAUUUUGCAGCUACCCUCUAUAUUAUCCAUCUUUUUAUAUGCCUAAUAUAUGGAGGUUGGCCUUCCUCAAUAACAUGGUGGUUUGUGAAUGGUAUUGGAGUUGCAGUGAUGGCUUUGCUAGGUGAAUAUCUGUGCAUUAGACGGGAACUCAAAGAGAUUCCAAUAACGCGAUACCGAUCAAAUGUUUGACUGCCAAAGUAUCAGAUGCAAAGUAAAUUCUUUGCUUUUCACUGCUACGGACUACAGAGGAGCUGAAUUAUAUACUUACCAAACUGAUCAGCAUCCGGUGACGAGAAAGAACUAGCUUUAGUUACAGAAUCUAGUUUUAGUGUUUCUGGAUAUAAUAUAAGAAGUGUUUCUGAAGAUGAUCGAGAGCAACUAAGAAAAUUUUUGAUAGUGGUGCUGAAGCACAAUUUGAAGCCGGAUCACAUAAGGGUUGGUGAUCAUUUUGUGUUUGAGGGAGAUCUAAAUCAACUAUGGGUGGCUUUAAGAACGAUGGUAUGCUGCUUUCUGGUACUGUUUAUCUGAUUUUAUCUCGGCAUAGUUGCUCUAUAUUACUAAGAGUCAAGUGUGAGUAAUAGAUAUGAAUAUGUGUCUAACACGGGUAUAUCUCAAUCUUUUCUUUCAAGUUUUUCCAUAUUAUAUCCUCAUACCCCAUAUUCAAUAUAGUUGGACAUAGAUAUUUUAAGAAAAA
Molecule: messenger RNA, 1775 nt
Organism: Gossypium arboreum
Lineage: Eukaryota; Viridiplantae; Streptophyta; Magnoliopsida; Malvales; Malvaceae
Exons: 4
Coding region: 812-1270 (152 amino acids)
Biological process (GO): protein localization to Golgi apparatus; Golgi to endosome transport; Golgi to plasma membrane protein transport
Cellular component (GO): trans-Golgi network; Golgi membrane
Source: RefSeq, a predicted model, not a curated record